This is a messenger RNA of Branchiostoma belcheri (Belcher's lancelet), 1592 nucleotides long. Its product is annotated as sorting nexin-17-like. Gene Ontology annotation, biological process: intracellular protein transport; signal transduction. Gene Ontology annotation, molecular function: phosphatidylinositol binding. Lineage: Eukaryota; Metazoa; Chordata; Leptocardii; Amphioxiformes; Branchiostomatidae. Gene Ontology annotation, cellular component: early endosome; cytoskeleton. The transcript has 12 exons. The record is from RefSeq and is a predicted model, not a curated record. The coding region runs from base 108 to 1577 and encodes 489 amino acids.
CUUUUUCAAGAAAACUUCCUUUUUACGUCGAAGUUUGCCAAAACAAAGACAAUUUAAAGACUUGAAGUCGUUUUAGACCACAGGAGGACUUGAUCGAGGUGGUCAAGAUGCAUUUUUCGAUCCCGGAUACACAAGAAUGCAGCGACGAAAGCGGAGCUUACACAGUGUUCAACAUCCAUGUGAAUGGUGUGGCUCACUGUUCAGUCCGCUACAGUCAACUGCACCACUUCAAUGAACAGAUGAAGAAAGAGUUUGGCCAGGCCAACCUGCCCCCCUUCCCUCCCAAAAAGCUCUCCCUGUUCACCCUGACUCCACAGCAGAUAGAGGAGAGGAGAGAACAGUUGGAGAGGUAUAUACAGAUAGUGAGCCAAGAUCCAGUGAUUGUUGGCAGUGACAUCUUUAACAGCUUUUUAAAUCAAGCCCAACAGGAGACCCAGAAGGCAGAGCCAGAGGCAGUUGAGCUGGAUGUCUUCUUAAUGAACGGGCACAAGAUCUCAGUCAGCAUCAGUUCUACAGACCAAACAGAUGACGUCCUGGAGACGGUUGCCUCCCAGAUAGAACUCUCCGAUGACUUUGUCUACUACUUCGCCCUCUUCCUGGUCAAGAAGGAAAAAGAUGGUGGGAACUCAAUUGUGAGGAAGCUUCAGGAGUUUGAAUCCCCGUACAUAUCACUGAAGACUGCAGAGAGUGAGGCAAAACACAGAAUAGUCCUUAGGAAAAACUUUUGGGAGCCGAGCAUGGACAAUGAUCUCCUAGAUGACAGGAUAGCUAUGAACCUACUGUAUGUGCAGGCUGUGAACGAUAUCGAGCGGGGCUGGGUGUUUGCCUCGAAGGAAGUACACAAACAACUUGCAGCUCUGCAGACUAAAGGCUCCAAGAAGGAGUAUCUGAAACUAGCCAGAACGCUGAAGUCCUACGGAUUUAUCCAGUUCAAACCGUGCGUGACGGACUUCCCCCAGCCGAACUGUCCCGUCAUCGUGAGCGCCGGAAACCGCGAGCUCAACUUCCGCAUCAAGGUCGCAAACAACCAGGUCAAGGAGGGCAUCUUCAAGGUCACACGGAUGAGGUGUUGGAGGAUAACAACGCAGAUCCCAGAAACCAAUGGUGCGAAUGCCCACGGAGACAGUAAGGACCUGAAACCCAAGCUGGAGGUGGCGUUCGAGUACCUGGUGGCAAAGGACAAGCUGCAAUGGAUCACUAUCGAAUCUGACCAAGCUAUCCUGAUCAGCAUGUGCCUACAGGGGAUGGUAGAUGAACUCAUCAUGAAGAAACAAGGAGGCAGGAUUAAAAGGCCGCAGGACCGAGUGAAGCGCAGUCAGAGCAGACAGUUCCUGAGGAAGGACGGGAAGACAGCUCUGCCCAAGUCCAUCUCUGCCCCGGGGCAGCUCGGGACACCUGACACCAACGGAGACGAGAACGUCAGCGCCGCGCAGAGGGCAAAGGACUCCGUACGCAGGAUAUCAGACAAGUUCUCGUCUGUGACGCUGAAAUCGACCGGCCGGAGCACACGCGGGCCGGCAGCACUUGUCGAAAACGACGUGUUCGAAGAUUCCUACAUCGGAGAUGAUGACCUGUGAUGUCAUCACGAGAGU